AUGGGGCACCCCCCUCCAGCUGCCUCAGGGCCUUCCAUUUGGGCCUGGGGCGUCUCCAGCUUUGACCCCCUGGUGGGGAGCCUGCCCUCAGGCCCCUGGGCUUCCAGAGUGUUCCCUUACCCUGUGGGGCCCCCACCCCCAUACUCCUCAGUCCUUCCAGCUCCAGCUCCGGGUGCCUCGGGGCCUCAUGCCCAGAUGGGGUGUGUGUGGAGCCAGCCCUCGGCCCCCGGGACCCCCAGGGUGUUUCCUUACCCUGUGGGGCCCCCACCCCCAUACUCCUCGGCCCCUCCAACUCUAGGUGGGCACACCCCCAAACCCGGAGCCCAGCGGGGGUGGCAGACUCCGCCCAGCUCAGCCCUCCUGACUGCAGUGGGGACGCCGUCCAGAGCUGCUUCCCACGUGAAGAUGAUGCUCCAAGUCCUUCCAUCAGGAGGGGUGUCCAGGUUCAGCAUCUGGGCCCCCAAACUGCCCUGCAGCCCAGAACUCUGCCCUCUGCCCCCGUCCCCCUGUGUGGACCCCCAGCCGGAACCUGACAGCCCCUGCCCCCACCGCCCGCCCUCCCAGGCCCGCCGCCAUCUCUUCUAG
Messenger RNA from Rangifer tarandus platyrhynchus (Svalbard reindeer), 585 nucleotides. The record is from the annotation of a GenBank genome assembly. Lineage: Eukaryota; Metazoa; Chordata; Mammalia; Artiodactyla; Cervidae.